This is a messenger RNA of Entrophospora sp. SA101, 636 nucleotides long. The record is from the annotation of a GenBank genome assembly. NCBI's taxonomy places the organism in Eukaryota, Fungi, Glomeromycota, Glomeromycetes, Entrophosporales, Entrophosporaceae.
AUGGAUCAAUAUAGAGAAACUUAUAAACAUGGAAAAGAAGCUAUUUCAGGAGCAUCAGGAUUAGCAACAGGCGUAAUUGCUUCAACAAGCUCUAAAAUUAUUGAAACUACUGAAGACACCAUUAGUGAAACUAAAGGAGUUAUUGGUUAUGCAGCACAAAAAGGCAAAGAGGUUGCUACACAUCCUAUAUAUUAUAUGCAAAAAUCAACAUCUUUCUUUUGGGAAAAAUUUCCACCUUUGAGUUGGUUUACUUAUGGAGUGAUAGCAUUAAAUGCCAUACCUUUAACAAUCUUAUUGAUUUUUCUUUUUAUCACAACAAGUAUUGUUGUGUUAGUUACUGGCACUGGAAUCUUUUUGGCUGAAGGAUUUUUCAUUGGUGUUGGAUCAUUUUUCUUGAUUCCUGUAUUCAUUAUAAUGAUUUUUGCAUCAUUUGUUACUGCUUUUUUCACUAUUUUUGGCUGGACUUUUUACAAAGUUGUUAGAUAUAUAUUACACACUUUUGACUUAAUUGUAGAUGAUGAUCCAGCAACAUUAUCUUUUGAUGCUCAACAGAUCCUUUCUAAAACUAGUGAAGUUCUCACAGGCGGCAAAGAAAAAAAUGGCAGAGAAGAUGAUUUGUUGGUUAAGGAGAAAUAA